AUGAGCAAUUCUCCUUUUCACCCGCCAACCUCGAUACCCCAUGAUGGCUUCAAUCCCCCCUCGACGGCAAGAUCUGAGAAUCUAAACUUAACCCCAAGCUCGAGCUGUCCGUCCGAGAUUCGACCCGACGCCCAACGCAACGCACCAGCUUUUGUUCCAGAUGACGAGUUAGCCUUAGCAGCCAAUCCUCCGCUGCCUCCUAUCAGCUUCCAGGCUACAACCAUUGCUCCAUCGCCUCCAAUUCAGUCUACUCCAUUUGAAGAUGCCGGCCAUCGAGCUUCUCCUUCAAUCUACCACCGCGAAUCUCCCACUGGCCAUACAAGUCUCUCACCCAUUCGCAUCCCUACGCCCUUGAAUCACAAGUCGUCUUCUAGCAGCAUACGCCUUCUGACGCGAACCCCGAGUCUCAAAGCCGCUCUCGCGCAUUCAAUUGGAUCUGCUAGCGGUACUAGCAGUGUUAUUUCAAGUCCCAUGAUUACAGCAAUGGGCGACGUGACGCCAUUGCCGAGUCCACUCUUAUCAGGAGAAUCCCCUGGACCGUGGCGGAGGCUGGCAGUGGGCUCUGUGUCCCCGCCUCAACACCGAAGUCUAUUGAGCAGUGUUGGAGAGGAUUUGCCUACUAUGGGGGCUCCAGUUGGUCCAAUGAAGAACCAGAAUGCCUCAGCCUCUUCCUCAAGGCGCAAGGCAUAUGCCAGCCUAACAGAAAGCAACGAGGCUAGCCAAACUUUACCCAAACCCGCACAACAACAUCUGCCUCAAUCUGAAUCUCAACCUCACACAAGGAACCGGAGCCUCAGCGAAUAUACUCAGCCGGAUCCCACAGCCAUUCCAAAGAGAAUUGUCUCCGUGUCUGGGCCUCAUGCCAAGCCUGAUACUCAAGGUCCCCAGAUGAGGAGAGAACAAAACCUAGCAGAGUCCCGCGGCCUGUCUCCCAACGUUGCGAAGCCGCCGACGCCUCCUCCUAGCGAGAGUUCCAGGGACUCGACCGACGCCGCCGCAACCUCACGAUACGAGUAUUUUGAAGCCUUUGACCGGCAUGAUCGAAAACGUAGGCGCUGGCGCUCAGUGCGAACUGUGGGUCAGGGCACAUUUAGCAGAGUCGUAUUGGCUACCAGUCAGAUGGAUCAGCCUAAGCAUCUCUCUGCCGAUUUAGGAAGUACAACCAUGACUGAUCCCCCACUUGAUCGGAAAACAUUGGUUGCCAUCAAGGUUUGCGAGCAUGGUCCUCAGGGGGGAGCCAGUGAAGAGCGUGUUGAGAUGAGUCUCAAGCGAGAGUUGGAAAUCAUGCAGAGCAUUCGUCAUCCUAGCCUGGUUAACCUCAUGGCGUGGAGCAUAGAACCUACCAGGGCCAUUCUUGUCCUGACCUAUUGUCCUGGAGGAGACCUGUUUGAUGUUGCUACAGCCCACCGAAAGCUCUUGACACCGCCUUUGAUGAGACGAAUCUUUGCCGAAUUGGUCGGUGCUGUGAAAUAUCUCCAUGAGCAAAUGAUUGUUCAUCGCGAUAUCAAGCUAGAGAACGUCCUUGUCAAUCUUACACCCAACGAACUUGCAGAUCCAUCAGUCGAUUGGACGACAUACCCGCAUUCAGUAAUAGCAUUGGCUGACCUGGGCCUAUCAAGACGGAUUGCAGAGGACGAGAAGCUCGAGACACGCUGCGGAUCUGAAGAUUAUGCUGCUCCAGAGGUUAUCAUGGGCCAACCUUACGACGGUCGUGCUACCGACGCAUGGUCGCUUGGUGUGCUACUCUAUGCCCUGCUCGAAUCUCGACUCCCGUUUGAUCCUCCUCCGGGGAUGAACGACUCUCAUAGGAUGCGUAGUCGAAAGAGCCACCGGAUAGCAAGAGGCGAAUGGCGUUGGAUCGAGUAUGGCGAGAGGGGUUUACUGGACGCCAUGAAUAUCACAGAGGGUCUUCUCAAGCGUGCGCGAAGUCGCUGGACAUUACAGCAAGUAUUGGCCACGCAAUGGGUGCAAGGCGGCAUCGCCGUUGAUGGUGGCAUCCGCUUCAGAGAAGAAGCUGGAGGGGCUGAAGUGUGCUGA
Molecule: messenger RNA, 2037 nt
Organism: Trichoderma breve
Lineage: Eukaryota; Fungi; Ascomycota; Sordariomycetes; Hypocreales; Hypocreaceae
Product: protein kinase domain-containing protein
Exons: 4
Coding region: 1-2037 (678 amino acids)
Biological process (GO): protein phosphorylation; intracellular signal transduction
Cellular component (GO): cytoplasm
Molecular function (GO): protein serine/threonine kinase activity; ATP binding
Source: RefSeq, a predicted model, not a curated record